This is a messenger RNA of Drosophila hydei, 947 nucleotides long. RefSeq lists its product as uncharacterized. The record is from RefSeq and is a predicted model, not a curated record. Bases 83 to 835 code for a protein of 250 amino acids. NCBI's taxonomy places the organism in Eukaryota, Metazoa, Arthropoda, Insecta, Diptera, Drosophilidae. The transcript is spliced from 2 exons.
GGAGAGAUCCGCAUCAAUAUAAUGCACCGAACAAUGUAGUAACUCCCACAGUUGGCAACUAACUUUUCUACCGUUCGGAGCAAUGAAGAAAUUCUUGAUUUUUGUGGCCUUGUGCGCCGUUUGCUCUGCGGCUCCAACGUCGAUUGAAGCCCAAAAGAAAGACGAACUGGAACGACCCAGUCCCAUUAAUCCAGCUGUGCUGAGCGAUCCCAAGCCACCCACGAAGCUGGUGCUACGGCGCCAAGAUUAUGAGGCCAAGCAUCGCCAAAAGCGUGAUGAUGCUGUUGAAAAGCCGCAUUAUGUCCAGACUCUCGAAAGCCUCCAGCACAAACCCCAAGUCCAGCCAGAGAAACUGCCCAGCGUUGGGGCCCCCGUGUCUCUGCAACACAAUCCCACGAAGCAGAAGCGCGAAGCUCCGGCGAAACCCGAUAGCGUCGUGGCUUAUGAAUUACUGCAGCACGAUGGUAAAUCCAAUCGCGCUGAUGUCCCAGCUGUGCCCGAAGUCCUAAUUGCCCAUAAUGAGCCACAGAAGAACGCACGCCAUGCCCGUGACAUACCCGUGCCCACACAUGUAAAGACUACAAGCGCCCCCAAGGAAGAGAAAGAGGAGAAACCCCAGGUAGAGGAUUUGAAUGCCCACGUGCCCGAAGCUGCCGAAGUCAAGCCACAUAGUCCACUGCGUCACCAUCCAGUGCCCGUCGCAGAGCUCUUCAAUAAGCCCAAGACCCAGCCCGCUGCCAGCUCCGCAGAAAGCCAGCAGAGCAACGAAAGCAAGCAGAACAACGAAAGUAAGCAAAGCAACGAAAGCAAGGAGAACAAGGAGAGCAAGGCCUAAGUCACAAUCUCAACUGGAUUCGUUGAUUUAUCUGUAAACCUGCUAAUUGGUUCGUCGUGUUACGAGCGAAAGAAAACAAAUCGCGAGUAAUAAAAAAUAAAUAAAAAUAAAC